Lasiodiplodia theobromae is the source of this 666-nucleotide messenger RNA. RefSeq lists its product as uncharacterized. The record is from RefSeq and is a predicted model, not a curated record. NCBI's taxonomy places the organism in Eukaryota, Fungi, Ascomycota, Dothideomycetes, Botryosphaeriales, Botryosphaeriaceae. The transcript has 2 exons. Bases 1 to 666 code for a protein of 221 amino acids.
AUGGACCUCCUUUUCAGCACCAUCUCAACCGUCGCCAGCUUCCUUGGCACUGCCACCUCGCACACGCAGAAUGCUGUCCGGUCUGUGAAAUGGACCGAACUACCCAGUGAUGCCCAGCGCUUCUUCUCUCGCGUCGCUGGAGCCAGUACGAACUUCGUCUCUAUGCGCUGGGACGACCUACCGCAAAAGACCAAGGACUGGAUCAAAGCAAAUCCCUACCAGACCGCCUUCUACGUCGCCCAUGGUGUCGUCAUUGUCGCGCCUACACCCGUCACUGCUCCGUUGAUUGGAGCUGCGGGCCUAGCUAGUGCAAGCCCAGCCGCAGGCUCCGCGGCAGCAGCAAUCCAGACCGCUCUUACGACUGUUGGAACCAACAGCGUGGCACUGCGGACAGCUGUUACUACCGGCCAUGGUGCGCCGGCUAUUGCAGAUGGCCUGCAAGCUGCCAUAGCUAUCGGGACCGGAAUAUACGGGUUGUGGACGUACUUUGCGGGUGCCCCCAAGAAGGAGGAGCCCGUUGUCCAGCAGCCUGCGGGCGACCCUAAGAAAAUCAAGAAGAGCAAGACUGAGCCGAUCCAGCACAGCUCAGAGCCGGCGGCGUCGAAACGUGGUCUAUCGUCCUUCAGAGGCCUUUUCAAACUGAGGAGGCGAGAGACCGCGGCCUGA